Trypanosoma cruzi is the source of this 405-nucleotide messenger RNA. RefSeq lists its product as uncharacterized. The transcript has a single exon. The record is from RefSeq and is a predicted model, not a curated record. The coding region runs from base 1 to 405 and encodes 134 amino acids. NCBI's taxonomy places the organism in Eukaryota, Euglenozoa, Kinetoplastea, Trypanosomatida, Trypanosomatidae.
AUGCGAGCGUGGUUGUGGGGGUCUGCGUCGUCGUCUUUGUCGUCAUCGACGAUGCCCGAGGCAAACGGAUCGUCACUUUCUCUGGAAGAUCGGCUUCACCGCGUCACGGCAAAUGACAUUGCGCGUGUGACACCAAGCGAUGUGGAGCAGCUGAAGCAAAAAAUGUCAUUGGAGGACCUGCACCGCGCGAUGCGUGUGCUGCUUGAGGACAACCGAUAUGCCGAGGUGUUGGACCGGGCAACACCGUCUUCUUUGCGCAGGGCGGCGUACGGUUUGAGCGCCACGCAACGCAGCUUUUUACUCACAAUCUCAAAGUCAAACUUUCUCGCCCUUUACAAUGUGUUGCCGUACGUGACCGAAUCUCACCUUGCUGAGAUGAAUGCAAUCUUCCGUGGUGCUAGCUGA